UUUGCAGCCGUAUGGCCAAGGAGGAGGAGGAGGGAAGAGAAAGAGACGGUCGAAAGUGAAAAAAGGCCAUAGUGAAACGUUUAUAUUGUUUUUGUUUUGUUUUUAUUGUUAGAUAAAAUUGGUGUGGUUUCCAUGUGUAAUUAAUAUCUUUAGAAGUAACAUCUCAAGAAAGGAAGAUUUGCCAUGUCGGCCCAGGCUCAGAUGCGAGCUUUGCUCGACCAAUUGAUGGGAACUGCCAGGGAUGGUUCAGUGUAUCUUUGCCAGCCUACAUCAAUCUGCAAGGGAGUUGCAGGAAAAGCCUCAUGUUCAGCGAGCCGUGAGUCACAAAUAUAAUUUUUAAAGCUGUUAUGAAUAUCAGACAAACCUGUUUUCUUUACAGAAGUUUAAUUUUAUUUUUAUUUUUAUUUUUUUUGGAGAAAGAAAAAGUAAAAGAAUUAAAAUAUAAAAAAAAAAAACCCAAAACGUAAAAAUCAGGAAGACAUUAAAUGCAAACAUUUAGGAAUAUUAAUUACAGAUUAACUAGAGUGUGUCUGGUUGCUUGCAAAUCAUGAAAUCAGUAUAUAUCUAUAUAUACAUUAUAUAUUUAAUAGAGCACAACAUUUGUCAUAGGCACAGGGGAAGCCUUAAAUUGCCACAUACCAUUUGACACUUGACUUUGUAUCAUUCCCCUGACUUCCUUACUACAGGUUUGGGCAAGAAAACUUUUCGCAUUUUAUACUUUUCAACAGCGGGUAUAAAAUUCUGCAGCUGAGGUCUUGGAAGAUGCAGUAUGGGUACAGUAUAUGAGGAAGUUCGCAGUGUGUAUUAACUAACAUUUUUUUUUUUUUUUUUUUAAAAUUUUAAAAGUACACCCUUACAAAGUUGUCUCUGUUGUUUGGCUCCAAGAAUAACUUGCAUCAAGUCCAAGUUCUCUUGGGUGAUUAAUACUAGAAGCUGUGGCAGUCUACCUGUGCUCCUUGGUUUUGGAAUGGCUCGAAAUGAAUAAGCAGAGCCAUUGGCACAGUCCCCUGCAGGCCUUUCCAUUAGUAUUUUCUGUACUGAGCUUACCUGGUAUAAUUAGAUGAGGUGGAGAUGUUAUUUCCUUUGUGUCUCCCGUCAUACCAGUCUAAAAGUAGAAGCUGAACUUUGUCCUGCAGUGGUGCUUGACUGCUCAGUGCUGGAUCCUCAUUUCAUGGGUGCACACCAUUUUGCCAGUAAUAUAACAAUACAUAUACUCUGUUGGUGCUGGCAGAAAAUUCUUCAGUUAUCACUUGUACAAUGCAUAUUUUAGUACAUUUGCACCUUUUUUUUGCACCCAUGUGUUGUCAGUGAUGGUUUUCUAACUGACCUGCAGCCUUCUGCCCUGACGACAAAUUCUUUUAAAACCAUUGUGAAAGUAAAUAGCAGAACCUUCCAAGGUUUUUUUUUGUUUGUUUUUUUUCCCCCCACUCUUAUCACUCUGCAGUGGCAGUGAUUUAAAAUGGCUGUGGUUAAAGUAAAAAAAAAGUAAGUCAAUGCCACUGUAUAGCCAUUUGGGAAGUAAUAUUAACUUGACAUGUUAUUGUUGAAUUUGAUUUCCGAAAAGGAGCAAAAUGUUAAACUUACUGCUGAAAGGAUUUGAUUCAUAUUUAAAAAGUAAAUGUGUUCCCAGUUCUUUUCAUAGUUUUGAUUCCAGCACCUUAUCAUUGUAUAUAUUUCACUUUAAAGCUUUUUUUAAUUUAUUUUUUAAAGUUCCAUUGGCUCCAGUCAUUUUUCUUUUACAUUCUUAAUUUUAAACCUUUUCUAAUUUUUAUGUUUACUAAAACUUGUUAUAGGUGAUGAAACUCGGCAGAGAGUGAAGUUUACAGAUGACCGUGUUUGCAAAAGCCAUCUUUUGGAUUGCUGCCCUCAUGACAUUCUGGCAGGAACGAGAAUGGACCUUGGCGAAUGUUCGAAGAUUCAUGAUCUGGCUCUGAGAGCAGAUUAUGAAAUUGCAUCAAAAGAACGGGACCUGUUUUUUGAACUUGAUGCUGUUGAUCAUUUAGAGUCCUUUAUUGCCGAUUGUGAUAGAAGAACAGAAUUGGCUAAAAAACGCCUUGCUGAAACACAGGAAGAAAUAAGUGCAGAAGUUGCCGCAAAGGCUGAAAAGGUUCACGAGCUGAAUGAAGAAAUUGGAAAGCUCCUUGCAAAAGCUGAGCAGCUAGGUGCAGAAGGAAAUGUGAGCGAGGCACAGAAGGUUCUUCAAGAAGUAGAGAAAGUGCGGAGCAGGAAGAGAGAAGCAGAGGAAGAGUACAGGAACUCCAUGCCUGCAUCUAGCUUUCAGCAACAGAAGUUACGUGUUUGUGAGGUCUGUUCUGCAUACCUUGGCCUCCAUGAUAAUGACCGCCGUCUGGCUGAUCACUUUGGAGGAAAGCUACACUUGGGAUUCAUUCAAAUUCGGGAGAAACUGGAACAACUGAAAAAAACUGUUUCAGAUAAACAGGAAAAAAGAAACCAAGAACGUCUGAAGCGAAGAGAAGAGAGAGAAAGAGAGGAGAGAAUGAAGAGAAGGACCAGGUCACGAAGCAGAGAACGUAGGAGGUCACGUUCACGUGAGCGUAGAAGGCGCAGAUCCCGCUCUUCAUCACGUGAGAGGAGACGAAGCCGCUCACGCUCCAGAGACAGAAGGCGUCGGCACCAUAGCCGGUCACGAAGCAAGGGUCACAGGCGCUCCUCCCGAGACCGCAGUCGUGAGAAAAGUUCUAAGCACAAGUCUUCAAGAGAUCGAUCAUCUCGAGACAGAUCAAGGGACCGGGACCGCAAAGAGAAGAGCUCAUCGGAGAGGAGGCAGGAGAGUAUGAACGGUAGAUCUGACUCCCGGAGAUCAGAGGAGCGUGAAGCUGGAGAGAUCUGAUCUCCUGUUCCAUGUUAUGUACUUUAAUGGCUAAUUCCCAUCUCGUUCUUUCUACGUCUUUGUUUCUGUACACAUAGUGGAUCAUAACUAUUAAACUGCUGGAUAUAUUGGCUUCUUGUAGCAUUGAAUUUUUCUUUGGUUAAUCUUGAUCCCACAUUUACUUAUUUCAGUUUUUUUUUUUCCUCCCCAGUAAAUUAGAUUGGUUUGACUAUUUAAGAAUAUAUGAAAAAAAUUAACAGGCUUUAUUUUUUUAUGUGCAUCAUGUCUUUAAGCCUCCCUUUUUAGAACUUUAAAACUGUCUUACUCUAUUCAUUUUAUCUUCUGUGGUCUGUUAUAAUUGUAAAGAAAUUUUUUUUCCACCAGCAGUUAGUAUUCUGUUAAUUUUUGUUUUUAGUAGUUUAUUAAUUACAUUAAACAGAUUUCCCAUAUAUAUUGCUCAUUAUUACGGAAAGAAGCCUGUAUAUAAACAUUUUUUAAAUUUUAUUACAACAACAUUUUUUGUAAAUUAAAGAUGAUUCAGUUGUUAUUGCAAAUUGGAAAGGAACCUAUUGAGCUAAUGUUCUGUUGACUUGUUUCUUUCAAAUGUUUCCUAAGUCUUAGACAUUUAAACUUGUAUGCAUUUUAGACUUCUUUUAAUAUGCAUUCAUCAUGUAACGCUGGAACGUCGUUGAGCAUGUAGGCAGCUGGCUUCCCAUUGUCGGUUACCCCACCGGGUUAAGAUUGUUUGUUUGAUUAUAUAAACCUGUUUUAAAUGGGUUUAGCUUUUGACUGUUGUACCCUAUAGGAACCACCUUCAGACCCCAAAAAAUAUUUUGCACCUCAGUUUGCUGUUUUGGUUUAUAUACUCUUAUGCAAUUUUUUUUUUUUUUUAUAGGCCACAGAUUUAUUAAAUAUGACGAGUGGUAAAUGCAUAAUGGAAUGUUUGAAACAUCUGUUAACUUGCAUGAAUGCAGCACUCGGUACAUGCCAGUGUUGAAACUCUGUGGACUGACAAAACACACGUUAUGCAGUAGCUUUUUUGUAUACCGGCCUGCAUUUUACUCUUUAUUUGGGGAACUUGUCACUCUUCUCUUUUCCCAUACACUAUUUGACAUUCUCACAUUUAAACUCUUUUAACUGUUAAGUGUUUAUUUUUAUGUUCCACAUGACUGUCAUGAAACUAGAAAUACUGCAGUGAAACAUGAUGGCAUUUAUAUAUACUCUUGAUUUAAUUAUGAAAUGUGAGACCAAUCUGACGUCAAAACUAUUUGGUUAACUUUUGGAUGGAGGAUAAAAUAAGAAUCAUAACUGGAUUCUUGCAGUUUUUUGUUCUUUUGGUGCAUUUGUUUAGUACUUUUUCGUCAAAGUUUGUUUAAUGUUUCUCCAGAUGCAACCUGCUGUAAAUACUGCAUUUGAAUUAAGACCAAUACCCUGGAAGGUCUUUUUCCCUGUGUGCCUCAUUUCACAAUAAAAAACUUCUGUUUCCAGUA
Molecule: messenger RNA, 4320 nt
Organism: Erpetoichthys calabaricus (reedfish)
Lineage: Eukaryota; Metazoa; Chordata; Cladistia; Polypteriformes; Polypteridae
Gene: luc7l
Product: LUC7-like (S. cerevisiae)
Exons: 10
Coding region: 1892-2851 (319 amino acids)
Biological process (GO): mRNA splice site recognition
Cellular component (GO): U2-type prespliceosome; U1 snRNP
Molecular function (GO): mRNA binding
Source: RefSeq, a predicted model, not a curated record